Molecule: messenger RNA, 2239 nt
Organism: Babjeviella inositovora NRRL Y-12698
Lineage: Eukaryota; Fungi; Ascomycota; Pichiomycetes; Serinales
Exons: 1
Coding region: 221-1894 (557 amino acids)
Source: RefSeq, a predicted model, not a curated record
CUUUCACACCUUACCUACCCUGACUCUAUAAAAGGCCACAUUUCUUUCAGUUCUAUAUCUAUUCAUGUGGCUGGUGGAAGCACAGCCACGCAUAACAGUGGCGCAUUCGGCCGCAUGAUUAAUUACGCAUUGCCAUUUGUGACAUAGCAACAAAGGACAACUUGUACCCCUCUAUCAAUUUCCGUUUAUCCUCAACCCAUUUUUGCUAGUCUUGGCGAUAAUGCCGGCCGAACUCGUCUCUGAACAGAGUCUGUCGGACUCUGAAGACUCCAUCAUCAAUCUCUCGCGAGAGUACUUUCCCGAGACCCUUCCGCUUUCAAGCCUCCCCAAAGAAACAUCUUCAGACGAGGAGCGAGCCAUGGACCCCUCGGAUUUCCUAUCACCAAAACCCGCAGGAGAGCCAUCCCGUGAGGGACUUAAAGGUUUUUCAUCCACCACAAGAGAGCUAUCCCAUGAGCGGUUUAAUUUCUCCCGCGAGAGCUUUUCACCGGUGGACUACUCCCCAUCCAUAAUGUCCUGGUCGGAGUUUCCUGAAUGGCCCCAAAACGAAAGCAAUCACGACCUAGAGGCUUCCUUCCACGGAUUACCCGAACUGCCGAUGGUUUAUCUUGCCAGCAGGGAGAAGAAGGAGACAAAACGUCUUGAGGCAUUGCUCCUGAGACAUCAUCUGGCGUUGCAAACGGGUGAGGACGAUAUCGACGAUAUUCGUCAGCAAAUAGCGGCGCAGUUUUCAAGGCUCCAUGAGGUCUACGUGUCCUUAGGUGAGAUAUACAAGACGGAGAUACUGUCCCGUGAGGAGUAUACAGAGAGGAUCAAGCACUGGGAAGCAAGACGAAACCGCUUGAUCCAGAGCGUGGAUGCCUUGAGAGAUACGAGUGGAGGUGAGGGGGCUAAACUCGUGUCUUUGCUAGCGGAACAAACCUCCUGCGAUGACGAAAUCGCGGGGUUGGAGAGCCAACUCCGGAACUUGAGGCUCAAGCGGGCCAUGCUCGGCCGGGAGAUUGUGGAGACAAAUUCUGUGAUCGAAAGCCGGUGCUCGCUGUAUCUAGAGUCGCUAGCGAGUAUGGAAGAAGCGGGGCUCAAAUCGGUACAAUCGAUACCGCUGUUCAUGAACGGUCCAGAGCUUAUAGUACAUCUGGAGAAAGCUUUUAUAUCUCUGGAGAGAUCUCUUAAUCUUCCAAAGAUGGAACCCAGUAUCAAGAAUACGUUGAUGGGACUUUGGAGAUCUGUCAAGGAAGAACCCGAGCCCAGGGCGGAGCCUGUAGACCUCAUCAUACACGGGAAGAUAGUCCCAAAGGUGGAUGUUAAUGCCAUAUUGGAGGUGCUACACACCCAGACAGAGGUAUAUAACGAUAUGCGCGAAGUCAAUGGGAGUAAGGGUGAGGGUGCACGCCUGAGUCUUGCCCUCUGGGCUACCUCCGUGGACAUUGUGCACCAGAUGGAGGCAAAGGUGCGACAAAUCACUGGAAAUGACCAAGAAGCGGAGAGAGAUGUGGAUAAGACGUUGCUUGCAAUUCUCAAUGUGUGUUACGACGAACUAGAGGUGCGGGUGAAGCUUGCAAGGGGAUUAGACCAAGUCACCAAGGGCAUCAUGAGUGAGUGCGAGGCGGUCAGUAUGGGUAUUCAGGUAAUUUCUCGUAGCGCACUGUCCCGGUUCCAGCAAACGAAAGCACACUCUAGGAAAGAAGUGGCACAGCGUAAAGACGUUCGAGUUAGCGAAAGGCCCGGACGAUCUCUGCUGCCGACAUCCAUAUCUCAAAUCCAGCCGUUUGUGCAAAUGCCGACGGCCACUACGGGCUAUGAUCUAUCCAAGGCGACCCCGGAGUUUGCUAGCCUGAAGAAGACAAAAACGAUUUAUGAUGGGGCGACCCCAAAACCGUUCAAGGCGGACUAGGCGGAUGCUGCCGUGUAAUUGAAGUUUGAGAUUCAUUCAAGGACUGAAUGAUGGGGCAGCUGGGGUAAAUGAAAUAGCGUCUAGGGACUAGCCUGUUUGGUAAUCUUGAUGAAAUUUAAAUACCAGGUGAAGCAUAUUGGUGUAGAAAUUAUAAAAGUUACGCUGACAACCGAGUUAGAUCCAUGCUAUUUCAUUUUUAUUGGGAUUACGUUGUACUGAGGUGAAGGUCCAGUUUAUUGUAUACUCCAAGACUUACACAAUGUCGAUAAUUGGGUAAGUUCAGAACUCUGUUCAUUGUGUUGGGUAUCUUAGUUGCCGUUUUGGUAUAUACCCCAGGCUUUUGGA